Tupaia belangeri chinensis (Chinese tree shrew) is the source of this 693-nucleotide messenger RNA. RefSeq names its product cilia and flagella associated protein 141 (gene CFAP141). The record is from RefSeq and is a predicted model, not a curated record. The transcript has 4 exons. Lineage: Eukaryota; Metazoa; Chordata; Mammalia; Scandentia; Tupaiidae. The coding region runs from base 353 to 658 and encodes 101 amino acids.
ACAGGGUAUAGGGCAUGAGGAUUUGCUUCCAGAGAGCCAGUGGGACUGCAUGUGUGCACCCUGGACUUAACAACAAUACAGAUACUAUUUGGGACCCCAGCAAAAGAAAUCCUGAAAUACAGACUAUGGCCCUUGUUUAUAGAAUUGCCUGUGUCACUAUUAGAAGCCUGGAGAACCAGGAUUCCCUUCAAGUCUCUGGAGCAACAGGCCAGGUGGCCAAUCAGCUCCUAGUCCCAGGUCAUUGUUGGAAGCAUAAAUGUUGCUAUGGCUACUGAAACCUCAGUGACUGAACUAAACAGAAAGGAGAGAGCCUGUCCAGUCGACUAAGACAAUAUUAAGCCAGUCUGUAGACAUGUCUGUGGAAAAGAUGGUAAAAGUGGAAGAGAGUUUUCAAAGGGCCCUGGAGCUUAAGAAGAUGGUUGACAGGUGGCGAAACUCAAAUACUCAGUGUCUGUGGCAGAUGACAUUGAGCCAGAGGAGGAAUCCAUAUGUCACCUUAAGGAUGCAGGAUGCCAUGGUACGGGAACUGGUACUAGCCAACAAGCAGCUCCUGAUGGUCCGUCAAGCUGCUCUGAACCAGCUGUUUGAAAAGGAGCACCGGCAGUACCAGCAGGAACUAAAUCAGAUGGGCAAAGCUUUUUACGUGGAGAGACUCUGAUGGCAUGUGAAGCACUGUUCUUCCAUUCUUGUCAU